AACAUCUACCAAAAUAUGUCUAUUCGAUGUUAAUGGAGUUUCCUUGGAGUCGAAAAUGUGAAGGAUGGUGGCAUUUUCAGAAUUAUGUGAAGAGUAGAGGGCAUUUUAGGUACAAGGAUGUAGCCGCCUUCCCUUAAAAGGCCCUCUUGCGUUUUCUUGGGUUUUCGCCUCUCGUUCCAAACAUUUUGCUCUCUGAUCUGAGCCUCGCUUUCUCCGCGGGGAGCUUGGGAACUAACCCUAGCUUUUCCAUCUCCUCUGGUAUCUUCUGAUCUGCUCAUCCGCUCCUUGAUUUUCUCCUAGAUUUUGCUUCCGAUACCAUUACGGCUCUUUGUUUAGGUUUCAAUUCGACCAUUUAGUUUCCGAUUUACUGAUUGGUUAGCGAGAAAUGGUACUUCUUGGAUUGUAGGGUUUCUUAUAUCUGAAUCGCCGGUCACCGUAACCACUCUGUACCAGAUCUUUAUCUUGUUAAUCAGGAUUGCAAAUAUGGCGAUUAAACUCACCGUCACCUAUUCCGGCUAUGUCGCUCAAAACCUAGCGUCAUCGGCCGGAAUUAGGGUUGGCAAUUGUCGUUCUAUUCAUGAAUGCUGGGUCCGAUCUCGGUUCUUCUGCCCCAGUCAGAAGCCUGAGGUCGAUUCUCCUGUUCCGUCAAGGGCUUACCAGGCUGAUUAUCGGAGGCCUAAGGCGAAUUGUUGGGCCAAGGUAUCGACGUCGGCCUAUAGCACUCUCGCUGGGGAAGUUUUUGGUGAUAGUUGUAGAAACCCUCUAAUCGUGGGUUUGAUUUCGCUGAUGAAGUCUUCGACUGGCGUUUCUGAAUCUAGUGUGGGGGUUUUUGGGGUUUCGCCCUUAAAAGCCACUUCGAUCCUUCCGUUUUUGCCAGGAUCGAAGUGGCUUCCCUGUAAUGAGCCGAUUCAGGGUUCUGUUGGUGAUGAAGUGGAUAAGGGCGGAACACAAUGUUGCGAUGUCGAAGUUAUUUCGAAGCCCCUUGAUCGGAAGGUGCUGGAAAGGAGCAAUUGGCUCUCCAAAUUACUGAAUUGCUGUUCAGAGGAUGCCAGGGCUGUUUUUACGGCGGUGACUGUUAGUUUACUUUUUCGGUCGCCCUUGGCUGAACCAAGAUCAAUUCCGUCCGCGUCCAUGUAUCCCACUCUGGAUGUGGGUGACCGCAUAUUAGCGGAGAAGGUUUCAUACGUCUUCAGAAAUCCUGAAGUCUCAGAUAUAGUGAUAUUUAAGGUGCCUCCAAUACUCCAGGAAAUUGGUUAUAGCGCUGGAGAUGUAUUCAUAAAAAGAAUUGUUGCAAAAGCUGGGGACUAUGUUGAAGUUUCUGAAGGGAAAUUGAUGGUAAAUGGUGUUGCACAAGAGGAAGAUUUCAUUUUGGAGCCUCUUGCUUAUAAUAUGGAUCCAGUGCUUGUGCCUGAAGGAUAUGUCUUUGUGUUGGGAGACAAUCGUAAUAACAGUUUUGACUCCCAUAAUUGGGGUCCUCUUCCAAUAAAAAACAUUGUUGGUAGAUCAGUUCUUCGGUAUUGGCCCCCCUCCAAAGUAUCGGACACUAUUUAUGAACCAGAAGCUCGGAAGACUGCUAUGGCAAUUUCUUGACCCAUUUUAUUCCUCUCUAAAUGGAUAAACUUGGUGCAUGGGAAUUAUGAUUUUAUAAAUUAUUUUCUCACUCCCUCGGCAACUUGUGAAUAUUAUUCUGCCCUUUUUUUAUUUUUUUAUUUUUGUAAUGUUUUGUGCAUGCUUAUUUUUGGAUGUUGUUCAAAUGGAUCAUCAUGUUCCAUCCGUGUGUAUCUUUAUUGAUGGCCCAACUCAAGGCAAGUGAUACAUUCUUUGUGUACUGCCAUGUUAAAACAUUUUUCGACUGUGGAGUGGGAAAAGAGGAGAAAAAAAAAAGGGACAAGAUAUCGUGUCCUGUUUCCUGUAAA
Molecule: messenger RNA, 1916 nt
Organism: Vitis vinifera (wine grape)
Lineage: Eukaryota; Viridiplantae; Streptophyta; Magnoliopsida; Vitales; Vitaceae
Product: probable thylakoidal processing peptidase 2, chloroplastic-like
Exons: 6
Coding region: 484-1590 (368 amino acids)
Biological process (GO): thylakoid membrane organization
Cellular component (GO): chloroplast thylakoid membrane
Molecular function (GO): serine-type endopeptidase activity
Source: RefSeq, a predicted model, not a curated record